Molecule: messenger RNA, 2097 nt
Organism: Lolium perenne
Lineage: Eukaryota; Viridiplantae; Streptophyta; Magnoliopsida; Poales; Poaceae
Molecular function (GO): protein binding
Source: RefSeq, a predicted model, not a curated record
AUGGGUGGUUGCCGUUGGACUUGGACCGGUGGGCUCGCGGGCGGGCCACACCUUCUCGCACACACCACCUUCGCCAUUAAAGCCAGCUCCAGAGUUCGCCAGGCCGGAACGGUCACCACGGACUUGAGCAGCGGACGCGAGAUCCGGGAAGAAAGCUGCGACGCGCCCUCAGAGGUGACAGGCGCCAUCAAAGAGCGAGCAUUGACUCCGGCAACCUGCCCAGUGCCCACCCGACGCGAGCUCAGGCGCUCAGCUCGCCGCUCCCAAAUCCAACCAAAACCUAGCAACAACCAGUCCCCAGAUCCAUCAGCGAGGCAGCCGAUGGACAGUGACGGCGGUCCGCCGCUCAAGCCUCCUGACGCUGCAGCGCCACCCAGCGGCAGCGAACAACAACAGCAGCAGGGCCAGGAGGACGGCAAGCAUCCGCCACCCUCGCUGCCGGACGACGCCCUCGCCAACAUCUUCGGCCGCCUCGCGCCGCGCUGCGUCGCCGCGUCCCGCUGCGUCUGCAGGCCCUGGCGCGCCGCCAUCGACGCCCGCCGCCUCCUGCGCGCGGACCUGCUCCCGCUCACCCUCCGCGGCAUCUUCCUCCACUUCCACACGCACAAGUUCCCGGCCUUCUUCGCCCGCCCCGGCGGCGCCCCCGCGCUCACCGGCAGGCUCAGCUUCCUGCCCUACGCCAGCCCCGCCGCCUGCGCGUGGCGCGUCGGCGAGACCUACCGCACCCGGGAGAAAUACGCCAUCAAGGACCACUGCAACGGCCUCCUGCUCAUCGACACCUACGUCGUCAACCCCGCCACGCGCCGCUGGGAUGCGCUGCCCCCAGGCCCGCCCGGCCGCGUCCAGUUCUUCGUCAGCACCGACCAAGACCUUCUUGAAGAUGCCACUCCAGUCCCGGAAGCCAUCAACACCUACCUGCUCUUCGAUCCCACCGUGUCACCGCACUACCAGGUGCUCCGGAUCUGCUCCUUGAGCAGAAUGGGUUCCAUGGAUGUUCUAGGCUACGACGAUGCUCAGUGCCCGGCAUCCUCCUGCACCCUGAAUGUCCUCUCGUCAAGCACAGGUUGCUGGGAGGAGAGGCGUUUCGUCAGAGAAGGCGGCACGGCAGGGACCGUCGCCGAGGUGCAGGCUCGGCCGCGGUCCGGCGCCGCGUCUACUCACGAGGAGCCCUCUACGUGCAUUGCGAGUCCCAUUUCGUUCUCAGGAUAUCCUUGUCUAGCAAUACAUAUCGCGUAAUCAGACCACCGCCGGGCUACGCCGAUAACAGAUACCCACAUCCUUAUCUGCAAAGAUCGCAAAACGGGGUCUACUUUCUGUCGCUUGAUAACUAUCUGCUCCGGGUUUGGAUCCUUACGGAAUCAUCAUCAUGUGGUCAAAUGGAGUGGGUGCUGAAGCACGACAUUGACCUCGAGCCCGUGUUCGCACCUUGGUGUCCUCCACAACCUCGUGCGCCCUGGAUGCUAAAAGGGAUCAACCACAACCCGUUCUGCAUCCAUUUUCCUGAAGCCAACAAAGAUGAUAUGGUUCAAGACAAGUAUGAGUGGAGCUCUGACAGUGAUGAUGUUCUUGAAAAUGGUGAUGAUGUUGUUGUCAAUGAAGGCGCGAUCGAAGAGUGCAGCUCAAAGGACAACAAGAAAGCAAUUCUUCAAGAGAAAUGUGAAUCCAACUCCAGUGAUGACUUGUCUGAAGAGCGUUGCUGGAAUGAAGAAGUAUGCGAGCUUGACAUGCUCGGGCUUCACCCAUUCAAAGAGGUUCUCUUCCUCUCCGACUUAGCCUCCAAAGGACUAGCUUAUCAUUUGAACACCUCCAAGAUUGAAUGGUUAGGUGCCAUAUACCCAGAAAAAUAUCACCGUUCUGGUGGUUACAGGGAUGAAGUGGACAGGGUCAAGUAUGCUUUUGCAUACACACCAUGUUGGAUGGAAGACUUCCCUUCAAACAAUUAGUCUAUCAGUUGACCACCAACAUUAGCAUAUAUUCGUAUCAUACCAUUGGUGCAGCAGAUGAAAUGGGUGCCAUGUGAUGUUCAAGUCCUCUUUGCUAUCUGUACUGAGAAUUGCUUCCUACUGGAAAAUAUUAUUAUUAUGUCUGUUAUGUUUA